Messenger RNA from Monodelphis domestica (gray short-tailed opossum), 336 nucleotides. The record is from RefSeq and is a predicted model, not a curated record. NCBI's taxonomy places the organism in Eukaryota, Metazoa, Chordata, Mammalia, Didelphimorphia, Didelphidae.
AUGAGUUGCCAGCAGAGCCAGCAGCAGUGCCAGGCCCCUCCCAAAUGCCAGAACCCAAAAUGUCCUCCCCAGGUCUCUGCACCAACCCUUGCUCCAUGCCCACCCCCAGAAUCUUCCUGCUGUGAACCAAGCUCAGGUUGCUGCUGUGUGACAGGCUCUGGGGCCUGUUGUGCAUCUACCUCUGGAGGUUGCUGUAAUUCUGGUGCUGGGACAGGAGGUGGUUUUUCCCUGUUUCCCCAUCGGCCAUGGAGAUCCUACCGAUUCUGGAAUCUGAGAUCCAGCAGUGAUUGCUGUGGGAGUGGAGGCAAUCAGCCAGGCUCUGGGGGCUGCUGCUAA